UGCCCACAGAGACCCACAGGGACCAUCCUUGUGUGAGGCGGCUGGCGGCGAGUCAUCUCAGCAGCGUCAACAUGUCCCGGCCCAGCAGCAGAGCCAUUUACUUGCACCGGAAGGAGUACUUGCAGAAUCUCACCUCAGAGCCCACCCACCUGCAGCUCAGGGUGGAGCACCUGCUGACAUGUAAGCUGGGGACGCAGGGAGUCCAGGAGCCCAAGGAUGCCCUGCAAAAGCUGCAGGAAAUGGAUGCUCAGGGCCAGGUGUGGAGCCAGGACUUGCUCCUGCAGGUCAGGGAUGGCUGGCUCCAGCUGCUGGACAUCGAGACAAAGGAGGAACUGGAAUCUUACCGCCUGGACAGCAUCAAGGUCAUGGACGUGGCACUCAACACCUGCUCCUACAACUCUGUCCUGUCCAUCACUGUGCAGGAUUCAGGCCUGCGAGCCACUAGCACUCUGCUUUUCCAGUGCCAGGAAGUGGGGGCAGAGCGACUGAAGACCAGCCUGCAGAAGGCUCUGGAGGAGGAGCUAGAGCAAAGACCCCGAUUUGGAGCCCUUCGCCCAGGUCAGGACAGAUGCAGGGGGCCUCUCCUGGAAAGGCCGAUCCCUAAGGAGCAGGUACCUCCUCUGGAGUGUAGACCCCUUCCAGAACAGCACCACUGGAUGACCCCAGAGCACAACACACCGCCAACCCCAAGGCCCCUGCCACACCACUCCAGCAUCCAAAAGUCAAGUGCCUUCACUUUGCCUCCUUCGAGGAGGUCCCCAUCCCCUGGGGACCCAGAACGGGAUAAGGAGGUGCUGAACCACAUCCUAAGCGACAUCGAGCUAUUCAUGGGAAAGCUGAAGGAGGCCCAGUCAAACACCAGUCGUAAGAAGAAGAGACAGGGGAAGAAAAGGAUGAAGAAAAAGAUAAAGAAUCAGGGGGGGAUAACAGAGGCACAUUACAUCGACUGCUUCCAGAAGAUCAAGUACAGCUUCAACCUCCUGGGAAAGCUGGCCAUGAUGCUGCAGGAUACAAGCGGCCCCGUGUUCGUACACCUCCUCUUCCAAACUCUGAACUCCAUCCUGGAGCAGUGCCCUGAGCCUGGCCUAGCAGCCCAAGUGAUCUCACCCCUCCUCACCACCGAGGCCAUUGACCUGCUGCAGUCCUGUCUAAGCCCACCUGAGAGUAACCUCUGGAAGGGGCUGGGCAUAGCCUGGACCACCAGCCAGGCCAACUGGACAGGCAGUGAGCCCCUGCCCUACCAACCCACAUUCUAUGACGGUUGGCAGAUUCCAGAACCUUCCUACCAGGCACUUUCAAGAUACCAAGACUCUACUUCCUUCCGCGGGGGAAGCCCUAGGUUAGGGAGCAACUUGCACUUUGCUCAAGAGGAGACACACAACCAUGGACCCCAGCCAGUGCCCUCCAGACCCGGACCUGUCAAGCCAGACCUGAAAAUGCAAGUCUUAUAUGAGUUUGAAGCUAGGAACCCACGGGAACUGACUGUGUUCCGGGGAGAGGUACUGGAGGUUCUGGACCAGAGCAAGCGGUGGUGGCUGGUGAAGAAUGAAGUGGGACGGAGUGGCUACAUCCCCAGCAACAUCCUGGAGCCCCUGCAGUCGGGGUUCCUUGGAAGCCAGAGCGAGUCGCCCCUUCGGGCCCCAGGGCUUCGACUUAGCUCAAGGCCCGAGGAGGUCACAGCCUGGCUGCGGGCAGAGAACUUCUCCACUGUCACCGUGAAGACACUCGGGUCCAUGACGGGGCGCCAGCUGCUUCACAUGAGACCUGGGGAGCUACAGAUGCUGUGUCCCCAGGAGGCCCCACAGGUCCUGGCACGGCUGGAGGCUGUCAGAAGGAUGCUGGGGAUGAACCCUUAGGCAGCAACUCAAACACCUCCAAGACCAAGACUUUCUCACAAGCAAGAUGGCGGAUCUGAUAACUCUUUAGAGCCCCAAGAAUUCUUCUUUCAGGCCCCCAGGUUGCAGCGAACCCCACACCCCAGCUCACACAGCAAAGAAGAUGAGCAAGCCCAGAGGUUGAGACAAAUAGUGCCCCUUCUUGCUGUGUUGAGAGCUCUCCGCAGUUGCCACCUAUUUAUUGCAUCUCUUUCCUGAGCC
Messenger RNA from Balaenoptera musculus (blue whale), 2096 nucleotides. RefSeq names its product EPS8 like 3 (gene EPS8L3). Lineage: Eukaryota; Metazoa; Chordata; Mammalia; Artiodactyla; Balaenopteridae. Gene Ontology annotation, biological process: Rho protein signal transduction; positive regulation of ruffle assembly; regulation of Rho protein signal transduction. The record is from RefSeq and is a predicted model, not a curated record. The transcript has 19 exons. Bases 72 to 1856 code for a protein of 594 amino acids. Gene Ontology annotation, molecular function: actin binding. Gene Ontology annotation, cellular component: plasma membrane; ruffle membrane; vesicle.